Molecule: messenger RNA, 909 nt
Organism: Neospora caninum
Lineage: Eukaryota; Apicomplexa; Conoidasida; Eucoccidiorida; Sarcocystidae
Product: SRS domain-containing protein
Exons: 2
Coding region: 1-909 (302 amino acids)
Cellular component (GO): membrane
Source: RefSeq, a predicted model, not a curated record
AUGUCAAACAAGGCGUCUGGAGGCUUUCAGGCCUUGAGAGGCCUCCGAUAUGCAGUCGGAAUCGUGCUUGUCGGCGUGCUCUGUUUAUCCAAAGUCGGGGCGGCGGCCACGGACGAUUCUAUUCUAGCCGUAUGCGGGCGGGACGACGCGGUGUUGGUUCAGCUGCCGCUGAAGGAUACAAAGACAACAGCCAAGUUCAAGUGUCCGGAAGGCUCAGUUCUGUUCCCAGGUGAACCAGGCGAAGCAGGUGGACAACUGACAAAGUUUUGUGAGGAUUCGUCGUGCACCCGACAAGCCACGUUGGGUGAUUCAUUUAGACUUUCAGCAGAGGUUGAAAAUGGACGCAAGAAGACACAAGAGUCCAAGACCUACACAUUACAGAUGACACGAGAACUUGAGAGCUCCAAAAACCUAUAUUUCCUCUGCAAGGCAACAAAGGCUCAGUCUGAAGAUACAGGUUCAGGAGGUGCAAAAACUGCUACUGAAACAACGGACACAACGUGCACGGUUCUGGUUGCAGCAUUCGGUUCGAAGCCUGCAUCCGAUAAAGAAUCAGAAAGUGAGCAAGAUACCAACCUGGAGUGUACCAUUGGUCGGACCGUGCCAGUCACCACCCUUACUUCCACGUCUAAUAAGGUAUCAUUUCGGUGUGGUGACAUUGGGGACUUGUUGCCCGGAAAUAUCGAGAAUGCUUUCAAUGGAGAAGAAUGUUCCAAAGAAGAGAGCCUCACGCAACUCGGUUUGGGUGCUACUCUCGUAGUAGGCCGUUCCGCUUCAGAGAAUUCUGCUGUCGCCUACACGUUAGAGGUCUCAAAGUUUCCAACAGAUGCUCCUGUCAGCCUGUGCUACAAGUGUAACAUCGAUUCUACCGACGGAAAACAGGCGCAACAAAAGUCCGGCACGGAGUGA